Messenger RNA from Orbicella faveolata, 1804 nucleotides. Its product is annotated as phosphoglycerate kinase 2-like. Gene Ontology annotation, cellular component: cytosol. The record is from RefSeq and is a predicted model, not a curated record. NCBI's taxonomy places the organism in Eukaryota, Metazoa, Cnidaria, Anthozoa, Scleractinia, Merulinidae. Gene Ontology annotation, biological process: gluconeogenesis; glycolytic process. Gene Ontology annotation, molecular function: ADP binding; phosphoglycerate kinase activity; ATP binding.
AAUGCAGGAUUUGCAUUAGUCCACUAGUUGGGUGAUACUAAUGCAAUAUAGUUAUUGUUAGUUUGCUUACAACAAAAGCUGUACUCUGCUCACCAGAAAUGUGUUCAUUUUGUUUGUAGGAAAGUGAUGUUUCUACCAGACUGUGUAGGUGCUUCAGUAGAAAAAGCAUGCGAAAACCCCAGUCCAGGUUCAGUGAUUUUGCUGGAAAACCUGCGUUUUCAUGUUGAGGAAGAGGGCAAAGGUCUUGAUAAUGAAGGGAAAAAGAUUAAAGCAAGUCCAGAGUCAGUUAAAGCAUUCCGCGAUUCCUUAGCAAAGCUUGGAGAUGUUUAUAUCAAUGAUGCUUUUGGCACAGCUCAUCGAGCUCACAGCUCAAUGGUAGGUGUUGACUUGCCCCAGAGGGCUGCAGGAUUUCUGAUGGAAAAAGAGUUAGUGUACUUUGCCAAAGCUUUGGGAAACCCUGAAAGACCAUACCUGGCUAUAUUAGGAGGGGCCAAGGUUGCUGACAAGAUUCAGCUCAUUGAAAAUUUACUGGACAAAGUAAAUGAGAUGAUCAUUGGAGGUGGAAUGGCAUACACGUUUACUAAAGUACUUAGUAAUAUGGAGAUUGGGAAAUCACUCUUUGAUGAAGAAGGAUCUGAAAUAGUUCAGGGGCUCUGUGCAAAGGCCAAAGCAAAGGGAGUAGCCCUUCAUAUACCUGUUGAUUUCAUCACUGCAAGUAAAUUUGCUGAUGAUGCAGAGGUUGGGAGUGCCACUUUAGAAUCUGGAAUUCCAACAGAUUGGAUGGGAUUAGACAUUGGUCCAGAAAGUCUCAAGAUAUUUGUCCAAGCCGUGGAACGAGCUAAGACAAUCGUGUGGAAUGGUCCCAUGGGUGUGUUCGAGAUGGCUAAAUUUGAAUCAGGAACCAAAGGUGUUAUGGAUGCAGUUGUUGCAGCAACAAAAGCUGGUGGAGUAUCUAUUAUAGGUGGAGGAGAUACAGCCACUUGUUGUGCUAAGUAUGGUACAGAAGAUCUUGUCAGCCAUGUGAGCACUGGGGGAGGUGCUUCCCUUGAACUGCUGGAGGGUAAAACUCUCCCAGGUGUUGCCGCCUUAUCAAAUGCCUGACUAGGCAAUAGUCAUCUGUAGGCUACAAACAGCAAGAACUUAGAGUAAACUGAUUUUAAAUAUAACAUUUAGUUAGACUGCUAGCUGGUUAAGUUCUCAAACAAAUCUUACAGCAACAUUCAAAGAGCAAAUAUUAUUUUUCUGGCGUAAAUAAUCCUGAAAUUUCGUCUCAAAUUGUAGUUGUACGAACCAAUAUAUCUGAUCGGAAAAGUGAUAUGGCGAUGUUCAGUUUUAAUCAAACUCACCGCAAGGGGGUCUCAACGGGGUAGACAGCUGACGGUUUAAAAACAUCAUUUUUUGAUGAUUAAGAUCUGAGCAGUACAUACGCUUAGCCAUGGUGGUGCGCUACAGUAGUUCUCCAGCUAGUUUACAGGUAUAUCACUAAAAAAGAGAUUUUAAAAUAAAAUGGAGUGACAAAAAUUGAAGUAGUAGUUGGCAAGAUUUCCGUAUUUUUCAAUACACCUACAUCUUAAAUCCUUGUUGAAAGAAAACUAAUGCCCAAACAAUAGGAGUACCUUUGGAAAUUACACUUAUUGUUCAACAGGUUUCUCAUAAAGCGCUGACGAUUCUCACGAUAAUUUUCGACUAGACUUUCGUGUAAUUGCCUUUGAAAAAGAACAAAAGGACGAAAGGCUAGUUCACUUGUCGAGAAGUUGAUUUCUUUAAAUAAAGAUCGAAAUGUAUUAAAAGGAGAACAAUCUUA